AUGUCCCCAAAGUCUCUUCGUCGAAUUGCUUCCCAGCACUCUCGUUUUGAGUCGGAACUGGAGGCUGCCGAAGAGGCGAGGAGGGCUGCGGAUCUUAAAGUGGAGCGUCUCCGGAAACAAAAGAAGCUGUGGUUUGAAAAGAUGAUGCGAGCUGUGUCUCGCGGGAUUGAUGAUUUGGAGGAACUGGAGCGGGUGGAGCGUGAAGAGGCAGAGCAGGAGGAGCGACGACGAUCAACCGAAGUCCUGCCUAAAGUGUCCUUGGAAUCGCUUCUUCCGGAUUCCAAUUUUGUCUGGGAUUCGAUUUUCCCGAUGGGUCCUCUAAAUCCUUCGUUGUUGGAUGAAAUGAAUGUUCUUGCGCAACAUUCCGUUGGUUCGUCUGGUGGUAUGGUUUCGAGUCCUGGUCGGCCCUUAACUUCUGGGAAUGAUCCAACUCCUGAUAAUAUUGGCGGAGCGGUUCCUGGCAAUCCUGGAGGUGGUUAA
Molecule: messenger RNA, 480 nt
Organism: Pyricularia oryzae 70-15
Lineage: Eukaryota; Fungi; Ascomycota; Sordariomycetes; Magnaporthales; Pyriculariaceae
Exons: 3
Coding region: 1-480 (159 amino acids)
Source: RefSeq, a predicted model, not a curated record